Centropristis striata (black sea bass) is the source of this 2696-nucleotide messenger RNA. Its product is annotated as homeobox protein Nkx-2.4-like. The transcript is spliced from 2 exons. The coding region runs from base 397 to 1596 and encodes 399 amino acids. The record is from RefSeq and is a predicted model, not a curated record. Gene Ontology annotation, biological process: regulation of transcription by RNA polymerase II; cell differentiation. Gene Ontology annotation, cellular component: nucleus. Gene Ontology annotation, molecular function: RNA polymerase II cis-regulatory region sequence-specific DNA binding; DNA-binding transcription factor activity, RNA polymerase II-specific. NCBI's taxonomy places the organism in Eukaryota, Metazoa, Chordata, Actinopteri, Perciformes, Serranidae.
UUUCAGCUGGUUUAAAUGAGUUUUGAACUCCAACUGGAGGUGAAGCUGCUCUCAGACUUUGCAGGAAUUUGUUGUUGUUUGGGUCAAACCUCACAAACAAACAAACAAACAUCAGCAUGAGCAUCAGAAGAAUAAAUAAAGUCGGUCCAAACCAUUUUCUCCGCUCUCCUCUGCUCCAUUGUUGGCUGCUGCUGCGCGUCGCUCCGCCCCUCCAUGUGUUGGAGUCGGAGUCCGGCGGGAUAAGGAGCACCUCGUCUCCUCCUGCAGCCGAUCAGCUGGACUUGUUCCCAGGGAGGCAGGAGAAGGAGCAAAGCAUCCGGACGGAGGGAGGGAGGGGGACGCAGGGACGGAGCCGAGCACCCCGAGGCAGCAGAGCGCGGCGCGGCGCGGCGCACCAUGUCCUUCAGCCCCAAGCACUCCACCCCCUUCUCAGUCAGCGACAUUUUGAGCCCGAUGGAGGACAGCUACCGGCGCUUUGGAGGGAUGGAGCCCGCUGCGGGGAGCCUCGGGUCCCCGCUGGGCGCCUACCGGCAGCAGCAAGUCUCCCAGCCCGGUAUGCAGCACCAUCAGCACCAACACCACCAGGCGCAGCAGCAGCAUCAGCCGCCUCAUCUCCAUCACCAUCACCACCACCAUCACCAUCACCACCUGUCCUCCUCUUCAUCCUCAUCCUCCUCCUCUUCCUCAGCCUCGGCCACCGCAGCAGCAGCAGCAGCAGCAGCCGCCGCCGCCGCUCUGGGACCCGGCGGAGCCUACCACCACCACCACGUGCCCCACGGGGUGCCGCAGUUCUCCGGCGCCGUCGGAGGGUUCUGCAACGGCGGCAUCGGCAACGUGGGAGAGCUGCCGUCCUACCAGGAGACGGUGAGGGGCGGGGGGGCGGCAGCGGCGUGGUACAGCAACCCCGAGCCCAGAUACCCCACAAUUUCCAGAUUCAUGGGCCCGUCCGGCGGGAUGAACAUGUCCGGGAUGGUGGGCGGCCUGGCCGGGAUGGACUCCAGCGCCAAGUCCGUGGUGACGCUGCACGCCGCGCCGCGGAGGAAGCGGCGGGUUCUCUUCUCUCAGGCGCAGGUCUACGAGCUGGAGCGGCGCUUCAAGCAGCAGAAAUACCUGUCGGCCCCGGAGCGGGAACACCUGGCCGGGCUGAUCCACCUCACCCCCAACCAGGUGAAGAUCUGGUUCCAGAACCACCGCUACAAGCUGAAGCGGCAGGCCAAGGACAAGGCCGGGCAGGACGGCGGAGCAGCAGGAGCAGGAGGAGGAGGAGGAGGAGGUCUGUGCGCUACGACGCACCGCUCCUCCUCCGUGUCCCCGGUUCUCUCCAAGAAAGGCUGCCGGAACGACUCCAGCGGCUCCAACCAGGCCGGGAACCGACAGAGCGGCUCCGGGGAGGCCAUGACGGCGACCCCGCAGCAGCAGCAGCAGCAGCAGCAGCAGGUGAACCAGCUGUCCUCCACGGAGGAGCUGGAGGAUUUGUCCCCGAGUCCGCCGAUGGGACUGCACGGUCAGAUCAACAUGACGCAGACGGACGCGGCGCUAAUCGAGUACACAAACAGCAUGAUCGGCUCCAAUUUACUGUACGGGAGGACUUGGUAGGGACCCCGGGGGGAGCACGGACUGGUAGCGGGCCUGGGGGGCGUCAUACCCGGUUGGAUUUUUUUUUUUGUGUGCCGGCUGGAGGACAAAAACAAAAAGCGCCAGACUUUUUAUUAUUAAUUUCCCUUCCUUCCUUCCGUGCGUAAAGUUCUGGUUCCUUUUACGCACACAGGGACUCAAGAGACACUCGGUGGUUUUGAGCAAUAAGGUGCAAAAAAUAAACUGUAAAUUAGAGCCUCGUCUGAAUGUGAAUAAUGUAUUUUCUCCCUCUUUAAAACUGAACAUUUGUUACGUCUUUUUUUUUUUUUUGGUUGUUAAUUUUUUUGCUGCUGCGUUUAAACCAUAAAAUCUCAUUUGAGGGGAUUCAGGUUGAAGCACGCGCUCUGUGCUUCCCAUUCAUUACAAGACAAAUUAAAUUAUUGCAGGUUUAUAUAUGAAGUUAGUACAAAGUGAAGCAAUAGAAGCCGGGUUGGAAAAUAAAUGCAUAAUAAUAAUAAUAAUAAUAAUGAUAAUGAUGAUAAUAAAACAGCCGCUUCUCGGUUCGGAAUUAAACGAAUUGAGAAUAUUUUCAUUUGGAGCAAAUCAGAAAAUAUUCUUUGUCACAGUUUGUUUCCAGGAUUAAAUAAAUUAUAUUUUCAUUUUGGACAUUUUCUGUUUGUUUUCAAAUGCCUGAAGCAAAAAACAAAUAUUUUUUUAAAAUGAAUUUGGAGCAAAAACAACAAAUAUAAUUUAAAGUCGCGGUAAAUAAACGGAAUGUUGAUAUAAACGCUGUUUUUUUGCGCCACUUUGACGCUUAAAUUUACCGGAAUAAUCACCAGAAAAUGCUUCAGGUUAUUACAUUUAAAUCUAAAAUAUCACUUGUUUUUUUGUUUAAAGAGUUUUAGAUUGCAGUGGGAGUUUUUACGAAAGAAAGAAGUGGUUUUUAAGUGUUUUUUCCCUUUAUAAUUUAACUGAAUUAUAAAAAAAGAUCCUUUAUAGAGAAUUCCUGUCAGACAAAUACAAUCCCAACAUGUUAAUCUUUUGAUUUCACAUGUUUUUUUGUUGUUUUUUUAAACACAUGGACCACUUUGUCUCAUAAAUAAACACAGCGGACACUUUGA